AUGUCGCGCCUUAUCUCUUCAGCACUCUCCAUCAGACGCGACCCUCGCCUGCUCAAGUUGCCUCCAUAUCUGUCCCUUCUCUGCAUUAUUGGAGGGAUCGCUUGGCUCUUUCUUCUGCCACUCAACGAUUACUCGCGAAGGACGUAUAUAUCCGAGAAUGCGUUGCUCCCCGGCCAGGUGCACACUUACUUCGCCGGUAGCGAUCAAAAUGUCUUCCGAGGAUACAAGCACGAGAUCGAUGGGCUUGCGGGCAAGAGUAAUUACGAGAUCAAUAAUUACCUGGAAGCCUUGCUUAAAAGCUUUGGUAUGAAGGUCGGCCGUCAAAAUUACACGUACGAGUCGUCGGGUUCUGAGUAUGCCGGCGAGAAUCUUUACGCUAUCCUACAGGCCCCCCGCGGCGACGCUACCGAAGCCAUCGUCCUCGUCGCAGCUUGGGAGAACACUGAUGGGAUUCGCAAUUCUAUGGGGGUGCCGCUUGCAUUGACACUGGCGCGUUACUUCAAACGAUGGUCAUUAUGGUCCAAAGACAUAAUCCUGGUCAUGCCACCAGACAGUACAACCGGGACGCAAGCCUGGGUGGAUGCUUAUCACGACGCCCAUGAUCCGGCGCGAGUUGCUUCCUUGCCAAUCAAAUCAGGCGCACUACAGGGUGCCAUCGCCAUCGAUUUCGCACAGGAGCAUCGUUUCAAGAACAUACACAUCGUCUAUGACGGAGUGAACGGCCAACUACCCAACCUGGAUCUAAUUAAUGCCGUUAACAGUAUCUCCAACGGUCAGAUGCAUAUGCCAACACUGAUCCAAAAUAUGUGGAAACACUCCGACAAGUAUAAUGACCGCUUACGCACCAUGCUUCGCGGAAUGCUGAAGCAAGGCUUGGGCUAUGCAUCUGGUCCCCACAGCAGCUUCAUUCCCUAUCACGUUGAUGCUGUUACACUUCAGCCCUUUGGCGAUGGGUGGCAAGACGAAAUGGCCAUGGGCCGUCUCAUUGAAGGCUCGUUCCGUAGCCUGAACAACUUGCUGGAACACCUGCACCAAAGCUUCUUCUUCUACCUGCUUAUGAAUAAGGAUCGCUUCGUCAGCAUUGGCACAUACCUGCCCAGUGCCAUGAUUCUUGCUGCAAACUUUAGCAUCAUGUCAAUAUUCUUCUGGGUCAAGAGCGGCCACAAGGAGCCUGGACAUGGUUCAGAGAAAUCCAGGUCAGGCCCUGGUUCAGCCGGCUCAACAACAGUUCAAAGAGAACUCUUCGUACCCCUUUUGGCUGUGACGAUAAGCCAGUUCCUAGGGGUCUUUCCCCUCUUCCUCUUCAAUCAUCUGCCAGCAAAUCUGCUCUCCGUGGCUUUCUCAGCUUUUGCGGUUUUGAACUGUGUUCUUCCUUCUGUGCUAUCCUACAUUUUAAAGACAGCAUACCAGCCCACUUUGCAGCACUAUCAGCUCAUCAAAUGCUUCUCGCUGCUUCUGCUGGGCAUGUUCCUGUCGGCUCUGGCUACGUUGAAUUUCUCGCUCGCAUUUUUCAUUGGGCUGCUUGCCAGUCCUCUGACCUUCAUGCAACCAUGGCCCAAGAACGACUUCGCCAGAUAUGCAUCUUCGGCACUGUUGCAACUCGUGUCCCCGACGGCGGUGAUACUUUCAGCAACAGCUUUCUUUGGUCUAGAUAUUGGAGAGGUGUUGCGGAACGCAGCAUUUGGAUGGAAUGUAUGGGGCAUGUAUACGCCUGUAGUCAUUUGGUGUGUUUGGUGGCCUGCAUGGAUCGCGGGGUCGGUGAUGGUUCUUGGGCCUACUUCUUGA
This is a messenger RNA of Verticillium nonalfalfae, 1785 nucleotides long. It is a transcript of the gene GAA1, whose product is annotated as Glycosyl phosphatidyl inositol protein transamidase complex subunit. The coding region runs from base 1 to 1785 and encodes 594 amino acids. NCBI's taxonomy places the organism in Eukaryota, Fungi, Ascomycota, Sordariomycetes, Glomerellales, Plectosphaerellaceae. The record is from RefSeq and is a predicted model, not a curated record. The transcript is spliced from 4 exons. Gene Ontology annotation, cellular component: GPI-anchor transamidase complex; membrane. Gene Ontology annotation, biological process: attachment of GPI anchor to protein.